UGCUAAAUACCCUAUACCCCAACAUUGUAUUGAUCGAUUGACAACUUCAUCAUCAUGUCUCGCUCUCAAGGGGACGGAGAUGUUCGUCAAUCGAUUCAAAUACAAAGAGCACAAUCACCAAGGCCAAGGAAUGCGAUUCGCGCAAAUAUGCCUUCAACUUCAUUCGGCGGAACAAGUCCUGGACUUCAAAGAAGGCCAUCUGUUCAAAGUUCAGGUAGAGAUAGCGAAUCAACAGAUGGUAAUAAUAGCUCUUAUAAUUCUCCUGCACCAGGUAAAAUGUUUCCACGUUCACUUACAACAGGAGAUGCAUCACAUUUUCAACAUCCAAAUCGAUCACAAGCUCGUAACCGAAAUAUAGGAUCAGGAGUUAAUCCGCGUGCAAUUUCCUAUCAUCCCGAUGGAUCUUCGCGGGAAAAUCAUUCAUCCUCUUAUGCUCAACUAUUUCAUGAUGUUGAACGUCAAUCCAAUACGACCAAUAAUUCAGACGUAGCUCUUCAAGGUAGAAGUUAUCGAUUUCAACCAUCAGACGUGAAUCAUGCUCCCCUCGUUUCACCUUAUACGGCUACUUCAAAUACUAUUCGUGACAGCACUGCGUUCCUGGCAGGAAUGGCGCUUAGGUCAGAUGAAGAUUCCGAUUCAGCUGGUGGAAGGUUGGAUGAUGCUAUAGAAGAAGCAUCUGAUGAAGAAGCAUCCCCACCUUUGACAAUAAGAGGCAAGUCUGAUGCUAUUGAUGCAACCCUAAACAGUUCCUCUCCUUUCUCCGCCUCUCUUCAAAGCAAAGGACCGAGCAAUCUAUCCCGUGCACUUCAAGCUGCAAAUAAUGAUGAUUCGACCACACCAACAGCUCGAUCACCUACUGAUAAGGUGGAAAUAGGUGAGCAAACUCCCGUUCACAAGGGCGGAGACGAAGUCACAGAAGCAACUCCCCUCAUUUCCUCGCAAAUACGAAGCAAAAGAGGCAGAUCACAGCAAAUUUCUACAGAUGGAAAUGAAUCGAACCGAUCAAAAUCGCAAUCUCGAAGUAAGUCACCUGCUCCGCCAUCUAUCACAGAAGGUGAAGGUCAAUCAGGCUUCAGCGUAUUCUCUAAUCGUAGCGGAGGCCAAGGCGCUGCCAAGAAUAAUUCUUCAACGUAUGGCUAUGGAGCACUUGCACAAGCGUCAAAUGCUCCAAGAGGACAACCAACAAACGCAGGUGGCCGUGAUCAUCAUGUCUCGUUUGCAGAAUCAAAUUAUUACUACGACGAUGAAGGAGAAGAUGAACUGGAUGCUCCUUUGUCGGUAGCAUGGGCUUUUGUACCAUCCUUCUGGCGACCGAAAAACAGGCCACCACCUUCUCUGCCUGGCUACAUUAAAGAAGGAGUCUCGGGUAUUGGCAAACUAACCUGGAAAGAUGUCAUUUCCGCCAGCGCUGAGCCAGUAAGACUUUUACCGGCCGUAUUCUUGGGCAUUCUAUUAAAUGUUUUGGAUGGAGUCUCAUAUGGUUUGAUCAUCUUUCCUACCUCGUACCCGAUGUUUUCCGAUUUUGGCGGUGAUGGAGUUUCAAUGUUCUUUGUCACUUGUGUGAUCAGUCAACUAAUCUAUACCCUCGGUGGCUCAAUUUUCAAAGGAGGAAAUGGUAGUAUGAUGAUUGAAGUUGUUCCAUUCUAUCAUAUUUUGGUCAAGAUUAUCAUCGAUACUUUGGGAGAAACUGAACCAGCCGCAGUGAUCUCUACGACAAUGAUUGCUUUUGCGCUAUCCUCCAUCUUUGCUGGGGUAGUCUUUUUGGCUUUGGGAUAUUUCAGACUUGGUGUUCUGAUCGGAUUCUUUCCCCGUCACAUUCUGGUUGGUUGCAUUGGAGGUGUGGGUGUAUUCCUCAUCGAGACGGGAUUAGAGGUAGCGGGUCAACUAAAGUCAGAAGAAGGUUUCCAAUGGAAUCUAGAGACUUUCCGAUUCUUUGUUCAAUCGUGGGGAAUGGUAGCCCAUUGGGUUCCUCCGCUACUAUUGGCAAUUCUUUUACGUCUAAUCACCGCCAAGUUUCAUCAUCCACUGGUGUUCCCAGGAUAUUUCAUCGUUAUUCCCGUUUUGUUCUAUAUCAUUGCCAGUGGCAUUCUUCGUGUUCCGCUUGAAGACUUACGCAAAGAUGAUUGGGUCUUUGACGUUGGAAAAGCGGCUGAAGCUCCCUUUUGGCGAUUCUAUACCUACUUCGAUUUCCGCAAGACAAGCUGGGAAGCAUUAUGGGCAACGAUGCCAACUCAAUUGGCUUUGACAUUCUUUUCCAUCUUGCACGUUCCUCUCAACGUUCCAGCAUUAGCCGUUUCCGUCAAUGAAGACAAUUUGGAUACCGAUAGAGAAUUAUUCGCACAUGGUAUUUCAAAUAUUGCCGCUGGCUUGGCUGGAAGUGUGCCAAAUUACUUGUGUUAUGUUAACAGCGUUCUCUUUUACCGUGUUGGAGGUGGAAGUAGAUUGAGCGGGUUGAUGUUAGCAGCAGGCACAUUUAUCAUCUUCCUUUCCGGUCCAGGUGCGAUUGGAUAUCUUCCGAUUAUGGUCGUUGGUGCUUUAAUCUUCGUGCUUGGAAUCGAUUUGACAAAAGAAGCUGUUUGGGAUACCAUUGGAAGGGUGAAUUCAUGGGAAUACUUUACGAUUUGGGUCAUUAUCUUUGUUAUGACGUAUUACGAUUUCGUUGUAGGAAUUUUGGCAGGUGUAAUUGUUGCAUGUCUAUUCUUUGUCAUUCAAACAUCCCGAAGAAGGACGGUAAGAGCUGUCCUAGACGGCAGCAUCGCAAGAAGUACCGUUCGUCGCCAUACAACACAGAGGCAAUUUCUGGAUCAAGCCGGGCAACAAACACAGAUCGUCAAACUACAAGGUUUCCUCUAUUUUGCAAAUAUAUCCGGUGUUGAGGAACUCAUCAGGAAAGGAUUAGACAUUGCUACUUGGCAAGAACAUCCUAUCAGAUUCUUGAUCGUGGAUUUCUCCUUGGUAUACGGAGUGGACUUUUCCGCAGCAGAAGCGUUCACUCGAAUUCAGAGAUUGUUGCAAGCAAAAGAUGUCGUUUUGACCUUUUGCGGUGUCACACCUGAGAGCGAUGUGGGAAUUGCGUUGAGAAGUGUCGACCUUUGGACAGAUUCAGCAAUGAGAUUAGAGGUUUUCCAAAAUCUUAACGAAGCUUUGGAAUGGACGGAGAACGAAUACCUUCGAAGUCUGUACAUGGCAGGAGCCUCAGCUGCAAAACCUUUGGUUCAAAGCGCAAGAGCGGCAUUAGAUGUUCCAUCUCAAAGUAAGCGAGCGCCAGCAUUCAACUUGAAUGAAACCUCAGAGAACAGUCCAAGAAGGCAACACUUAUUCGAAGCAGCACAUGAAGCAGCGUCUAAAUCGUCUAAUCCACAUCUGAUUGCCAAAUUGGCAGGAUCUCCUUCGAACAGUACAAGCUUAGAAAGUUCCAAUGAUUCAACGAACAGAAGACGGUCACAAUCAAAUGCAGUAUCUGGAAAGAGUACUAGUCCAGAAAAAAGGCGCCUUUCUCAUUCAGGCUCAAGACCGACUCACGGGUCUGGUCUUCCUCCAGCCGCACAACCGUUCACGUUGCUUAUGAUCACCUUCCAAGCUUGGGCUCGUGAACAACAUGAUGAUGGUUUCUAUCGAACUCUUGCACCCUACUUCCGCGAACAUCGUCUGUUAAAAGGUGAAGUACUAUGGCAACGGGGAGAUCCUUCUGAUGGAUUGUAUUUGAUCGAAUCAGGAAUCUUGAAAGCACGUUAUGAUUUCCCACAAGAAGAUUAUGAAAUUAAUGAAGCAAUGUUAGCCGGAACGAUUGCAGGAGAAUUAACAUUCUUAUCAAAAGCCAGUAGGAACACGACUGCUUAUGCAGAAAUGGAUUGUUGCUUAUGGAAAUUGGAUUCUGACAGCUUGCAACAAUUACGCAAAGAUCGUCAUGACGUCUUUGAUAAUUUGCUUCAAUUGCUUUUAUGCGCUUGCUCUGAAGAACAAGAAGGUUUAAUGAGCUAUCUUGUCAGUCGACUCAGUUAAUUGUACAAUGAAACGAGAAAUGAAUUAUUAGAUCACAUGC
Messenger RNA from Meira miltonrushii, 4042 nucleotides. RefSeq lists its product as uncharacterized. The record is from RefSeq and is a predicted model, not a curated record. Gene Ontology annotation, cellular component: membrane. The coding region runs from base 55 to 4002 and encodes 1315 amino acids. The transcript has a single exon. NCBI's taxonomy places the organism in Eukaryota, Fungi, Basidiomycota, Exobasidiomycetes, Exobasidiales, Brachybasidiaceae.